GUCUAACUAUGGCACUUUUUUAAGUGGGUUUGAGGGGCACUUUGAGCUAGGCAAACUGAUUGCUUGAUUAAUUAGAGAGAAUGGGUGGUCGUCCUCUGCUCUUCUUCAUCUUGAUCUUUAUCUGCCUCAUACUCACUGCUCUUGUUGGCUCAUCAGCAAGCAAUGAGGCGGCUGCUGCUGCUGCUGCUGCUCCUCGUCAUUAUUCGAUUCCAUUCAAUAGAAGUAGCUUCCCAGCUAGUUUCAUCUUCGGAGCUGGUUCUGCUGCUUAUCAGACUGAAGGAGCAGCACAUAUCCAUGGAAAGGGACCAAGCAUAUGGGACACUUUCACUACAAAACAUCAAGAAAAAAUAACUGAUAGUAGCAACGGGGAUGUAGCAGAUGACUUUUACCAUCGUUAUGAGGAAGAUGUGAAAUUGAUGAAAAAAGUCGGUUUAGACUCCUUCAGAUUUUCAAUCUCAUGGUCAAGAUUACUACCUAAGGGAAAAGUCAAAGGUGGAGUGAACCAAGAAGGCGUAAAAUUCUACAACAAUCUUAUAAAUGAGCUCUUGUCGAAUGGAAUAAUACCUUUUGUGACGCUUUUCCACUGGGAUCUACCACAGGCUCUUGAAGAUGAGUAUGGUGGAUUUUUAAAUCAUAAGAUUGUUGGUGAUUUUCAAGAUUAUGCCGAUUUUUGUUUCAAAACAUUUGGUGACCGAGUUAAGCAUUGGAUCACUCUGAACGAGCCAGUUACAUACUGUGUCAACGGGUACAAUGGUGGAACCAAUGCACCUGGUCGAUGCUCUAACUAUGUCGGAAAUUGCACCGCCGGUAACUCUGCUACAGAGCCUUACAUUGUAGGCCAUCAUCUGCUGCUUGCUCACGCGCACUCUGCAAAUUUAUACAAGAAGAAGUAUCAGGCUUCUCAAAAAGGGCAAAUCGGGAUUUCGGUUGUGACAUACUGGUAUUUAGCAAAAUCGGAAACUGCUGCAAGCAAGAGGGCAGCUUCUAGGUCUCUUGAUUUUGUUUUUGGAUGGUUUGCUCAUCCCGUUACAUUCGGUGACUAUCCUCAAACCAUGAGAGCUUCUGUGGGUGAUCGGUUGCCUAAAUUCAGUAAAGAAGAAACUAAGCUCCUAAAAGGAUCUCUAGAUUUCCUUGGUGUCAAUUACUACACAAGUAGUUAUGCAGAUGUUUCCUCACUCUCCACUAGUAAUGUCAACCAAAGUUUCUUCGGAGAUAUGCAUACUUCUCUCUCUACUGAGAAAAAUGGGGUUCCUUUGGGUUCAGCGACUGCUUUGAGCUGGCUUUACAUCUAUCCAAAGGGAAUUCGAGAGCUUAUGUUAUACAUAAAAGAAAAGUACAAUGAUCCCGAGAUUUACAUUACUGAAAAUGGUGUUGGUGAGGCAAAUAAUAGCUCCCAGCCCCUCAACGAUGCCCUCAAGGGUAGUACAAGGAUAAGAUACCAUUCUCUCCAUCUUUCAUAUCUUUUGAAGUCCAUCAAGGAGGGGGUGAAGGUGAGGGGAUACUUCGCAUGGUCAUUUCUUGAUGUUUAUGAAUGGGAUGCAGGCUACACAGUUCGAUUUGGACUCACCUACGUCGAUUACAAGAAUAACUUGAAGAGAUAUCUCAAGUACUCUGCAUACUGGUUCAAGAUGUUCCUCCUCAAAUGAUCCAUGUUAGCCUUAUUGUCAUACUCCCUUAUUUCCCUCCUAGCUUUCCUACAGAUCAUUAUGCUGAUGUGGAUUUCUCCAUGAGGAUUUACAGCCUGUUAAUUUUUUGUCAGUUGGAAAGUUAGUUGGGGUUGCUUUAUGUUGACUACUAUAAAUACCUAGCUUGUAAUAAAGAGAAGUACUCUCUCAUUUUCUGAAAUUACGUUCAGAUAUUUUCUAGCUUUUCUCUCUCUCUGUCUCUCUCUUUCUGGAAAGCUCUCUCUUCUUCCUUCAGGUUCGUUAACUUUUACAGUCAUGGAUGCUAUGUUAUCAUGGUAUCAGAGCUUCGGCUCAUGAUCCUGUGACCUGUUGCUAUGUUAUCACAGUAGUUAUAUUCAUUUCUUGCUUCCGCAAUCGAAGUUUGUGAGAUUUGUGUGAGAUUGAACCCUAGAUCUACUACUGUGGCUUCGUUUUCACUCAUGCAUACUUUGAAGCUCUAGAUCUGGAAAUUUCUAGUUCACUAAGUCUUAUUCUGUAGAAUUUUACUUGAAAUUUAUGUGUAAGCUUCACUAAUUCAGAUUUCUGGUAAAUCGAGGUGUGCUUUUAGUUGCUUCUCUGAAAUCAAGGUUGUUUGCUUCGUUUCAAGCUUACAAAUGGUGAUGACAAUCUCUGGUGAGUACUCGCUCACUUGCAUCAAGUUUGUUACAAGAAUUUCAAAUAGCUUCGAUGUGUGCUAUUGUCCGAACAAUUAAUCUUGGUUUAUAAUUGAUUGAUACCUGCAUGAGUUCUAUGAUUGUCAUAAUUUGCAAGAGCUGUUGAUAAUCUGCAAGUUCUAGUUAAGGAAGGAAGUGUGAUUUUAUAACAUCUCGAUGAUAUAACUUGGUGUGAGUAUUGAAAGGAAAAUUGUUAUAAUUACUAUAACUUGUUGAUUGUUGAUAAUUCUGAAGUGUCACAAGCUGAAAUCAACUCCUUGUUGAGCAUGAUUACUGUUCGGUUGAAUGAGAACAAUUUUGUGAAGUGGAGCUUUCAAUUCCAGUUUGUCCUUGAAGGAAAUGAUCUGUUUGGCUACUUUGAUGGGUCCUAUCCAUGUCCACCUCGUUUUGUUCUUACUGAUGAAGGGACUGUGACAAAUGAGAUUACUAAUGCAUUCAAGGCCUGGAAGAAAACUGACAAGGCAUUACUUGGCUUGCUAAUGGCAACUUUGGAUGAGGAGAUCAUGGAGAUCAUUGUUGGCAGUAAAUCCUCACAAGAUGCAUGGCAUGCUCUACUAGAAAGGUUCUCUACCUAUUCUAGAGCCAAUAUUAUUCAGCUCAAAACUGAUCUGCAGACUAUUAAGAAGGGUAUUGAUUCUGUGGAUAAAUACCUUCUGCGCAUCAAACAUGCAAGAGAUCAAUUAAGCUCAGUUGGAGUCAAUCUUGUUGAGGAAGAUAUUGUUGUUGUGACUCUCAAUGGCCUGCCUGAUGAAUAAUCCAUGAUUAAGAUAGUCAUUCGUGCAAGAGAUACUCCAAUUCCACUUAAAGAUCUUAGAGCUCAACUCCUUGCUGCUGAGAGAGACAUUGAAGGCCAACUUGUGCCUCAAGGAUCUAUGACUGCAAUGGCAGCAAGAAACCACUCAUACAGGCCUACCAACACUACACAGUACUCAGGAAAUGAUGGUGGAAACAAGCAAUCAUCAAGUUCCUUUGGGAAUGACAAAAGCAAGACUUCUUGGAGUGGAAAUAAUGCUAAGCAAUCUGCAUAGAGCAACAACAAUGGCAAGUUUUCUCAACAGGAUGGUCAAAGCAGUGCUUAUAACAGGAGCUAUGGUGGGAUAGAGUGCCAAAUUUGUAAUAAGAAGGGACAUUCUGCAAGUAACUGCUACCAAAACAUGGAGUGUCACAUUUGUCACAAGAAAGGGCAUAUUGCAAGUCGAUGCUUCCAAAACCCUGCAAAUACCAAUAAUGGUGAAUACGGGAACAACAAUGGCAUUACUCCUGAGUGUCAAAUCUGCAGUAAGAGAGGGCACACUGCUGUAAACUGCUUUUACAGAAUAGAUGUUCCUGCUGAUCAUCCUGCAAAGUCUAUUGUUGUGUGUCAAAUUUGUGGACUUAAAGGCCAUGCUGCUCUUGACUGUCAUCAUAGGAGCAAUUACUCAUUUCAAGGAGCUGAACCACCUGCCUCACUCACUGCAAUGUCUGCUCAUGCUAAUUGCAAUGGUGCAAGCUCAUCCAAUUCACAACAUAGCAACUGUGGAGAGGUGUGGAUUGGAGAUACAGGAGCAACACAUCACAUGACUUCAGACCUGAGAAACCUCACCAUCGCUCAACCAUAUGACUCCAACAAUUCAAUUACCAUUGGCAAUGGACAAGGACAAAGUGUCCAAAGCUCUUCUGUACAGAGGAAAGAGUAAUGGUGAAGGUCUAUUUCUGUUCAAAACUCCAAGAUUCAAACAUGUUCAGUCAACAACUCACUAUGGCUUCCUUGGUGCUACUGUUAAGUCUUCACUUUGGCAUCACAGACUUGGUCAUCCAGCUGAUGAUAUUGCUUCUAAGAUGUUGUCUCUAUCUCAAAUUCAGUUUAAUAAGGAUAGAUCUACUCAUAUGUGUUCUCAUUGUUUGAGUGGAAAUAUGCAUAGAUUGCCUUUCCAGGAGUCAUAGUCAAAGUCUGUAACUCCUUUUCAGAAAGUUCACUCAGAUCUUUGGGGUCCUGCCCCAUGUUUUUCUAUUGAGGGUUUCAAAUAUUAUGUUACCUUUAUAGAUGAUUGUACAAAGUUUGUGUGGAUUUAUCCACUUAUCAAUAAAUCAGACACUUUGUCUA
Rosa chinensis is the source of this 4421-nucleotide messenger RNA. RefSeq names its product vicianin hydrolase. The record is from RefSeq and is a predicted model, not a curated record. The transcript is spliced from 14 exons. Gene Ontology annotation, biological process: carbohydrate metabolic process. Gene Ontology annotation, molecular function: beta-glucosidase activity. NCBI's taxonomy places the organism in Eukaryota, Viridiplantae, Streptophyta, Magnoliopsida, Rosales, Rosaceae. The coding region runs from base 81 to 1646 and encodes 521 amino acids.